Molecule: messenger RNA, 1110 nt
Organism: Impatiens glandulifera
Lineage: Eukaryota; Viridiplantae; Streptophyta; Magnoliopsida; Ericales; Balsaminaceae
Product: probable LRR receptor-like serine/threonine-protein kinase At4g29180
Exons: 4
Coding region: 1-1110 (369 amino acids)
Biological process (GO): protein phosphorylation
Molecular function (GO): ATP binding; protein kinase activity
Source: RefSeq, a predicted model, not a curated record
AUGGAAGGUUCUAUAAUAUCGAAAAAGAGGAAGUUCAGUUAUGGUGAGAUUGUACACAUUACAAAUGACUUUGAAACCGUGUUAGGGAGAGGGGGUUUUGGUUGUGUAUACUUGGGCCGAAUGGAGGAGGAUGAUGAUGUUGCACAAGUCGCUGUUAAGAUGUUGUCUGCAUCGUCGUCUCAAGGAUCUAGAGAAUUUCGUGCCGAGUAUCUAUAUUUUUCACAGGCUGAAAUCUUGUUGAGAGUUCACCACCGUAAUUUGGCCUCCUUUGUCGGCUAUUGCGACGAAAAUAACAAUAUGGCUCUUAUUUACGAAUACAUGGCCAAUGGAAAUCUCAAAGAUUUUCUUUCAGGUAUUUAUUUUGUGAAAACAUCCUACCACAACAACAAGGCAUCCAAUAAAUUGAAUUGGGAAAUGAGAAUUCGCAUUGCAAUAGAUGCUGCACAAGAAACAGGAUUAGAGUACUUGCAUCACGGUUGUAAGCCGCCCAUCAUUCAUAGAGAUGUGAAAUCAGCAAACAUUCUCUUAAGCGAUAACAUGGAUGCGAAAAUAGCGGAUUUCGGUCUCUCAAGGGUCAUCACACCAAGAGAGGAAUUAAUAACUCAUGUAUCGACAGUUGUUAUGGGCACACGAGGAUAUCUUGAUCCCGAGUACUAUAUAAUGCAGAACCUAACCGACAAGAGCGAUGUCUACAGUUUUGGUAUAGUUUUGUUAGAAUUGAUAACAGGAAAACACGCAAUCAUAACACAACAAAGCCCAGAAGAAAGCAUACACAUAGUAGAAUGGGUUAGACCGAUUCUCGAAAGAGCAUAUAUAAAUGGUUUGGUUGAUCAACGGUUGGGAGUUAAGUAUGAUGUCAACUCAGUUUUGAAAGCUUUGGAAUUAGCCAUGAUAUGUACAAGAUCAUCUUCCAUUCAGAGAGAAUCAAUGUCUUUUGUUUUAGCAGAGCUUAAGGAGUGUUUGUCAAUGGAGAUGAUUCCACGAAAUGGGUCGGAUUCAUCGAACCAAUCCCAUUCAACAAGGGUAAGAAAUACAUACUAUGAAUCCAGUAGUUCGGAUCAAGUAUUUUCUGGAAAUGUUGAUGCUAUAAGUGGUAUAUCAGCCAGAUAG